Catharus ustulatus (Swainson's thrush) is the source of this 2106-nucleotide messenger RNA. RefSeq names its product Rho GTPase activating protein 30 (gene ARHGAP30). NCBI's taxonomy places the organism in Eukaryota, Metazoa, Chordata, Aves, Passeriformes, Turdidae. The record is from RefSeq and is a predicted model, not a curated record. The transcript has 12 exons. Gene Ontology annotation, molecular function: GTPase activator activity. Gene Ontology annotation, biological process: small GTPase-mediated signal transduction. The annotation marks the transcript as partial.
CGUGUCCCCAGCCGUGUCCCCCGGGCUAUCCCCAUCCCUGUCCCCAUCCCCAUGUCCCGGGCGCUCAAGGCCCGGCACCGGGCGAGGCGCAAGGGCGGCUCCCGGGAGCGCCUCUUCGGCUGCGACCUCCGCGAGCAUCUGCAGCGCUCGGGGCACGACGUGCCGCAGGUGCUCCGGAGCUGCACGGAGUUCGUGGAGCAGCACGGGGUGGUCGAUGGCAUUUACCGCCUGUCCGGGGUGUCCUCCAACAUCCAGAGACUGCGGCAGGAGUUCGAGGCGCAGCGCAGCCCGGACCUGUCGCGGGACGUUUACCUGCAGGACGUUCACUGCGUCAGCUCCCUGUGCAAGGCGUACUGCCGCGAGCUGCCCAACCCCCUGCUCACCUACCAGCUCUACGACAAGUUCGCCGACGCCGUGGCCAUCCAGAUGGAGGAGGCUCGGCUGGUGAAGAUCAAGGAGGUGCUCAAGGAGCUGCCGGAGCCUCACUACAGGACUCUGGAGUUCCUGAUGCGGCACCUGCUGCGCAUGGCCGCGCACAGCGGCCGCACCAACAUGCACGCGCGGAACCUGGCCAUCGUCUGGGCCCCCAACCUGCUGCGCUCCAAGGACAUCGAGGCGGCGGGGUUCAAUGGCACGGCGGCGUUCAUGGAGGUGCGGGUGCAAUCCAUCGUGGUGGAGUUCAUCCUCACGCACGUGGAGCAGCUCUUCGGGGACGCGCCACUCUCGGGUGCCACCUCCCCCCGUCGCUCCCUGCUGCUGCCCGGGGCCGCGCCCCCCCUGCACGUUCCGGCGGCGCUGAGCCAGGGUGACGGCCCCCCCCAGAUGCGGCCCUACCACACAAUCAUCGAGCUGGGCGAGCACAGGAGCAAGGGCUCCCUCAAGGCCAAGAAGUGGAGAUCCAUCUUCAACCUGGGCCGCUCCGGGCACGAGGCCAAGCGGAAGCCGGGGAAGGCGGAGGAGAAAGACAAGUGCGGGAAGGUCACGCUGCGGCCGGCCAAGAGCAUGGACUCGCUCAGCUCCGGCCACUCCGGCCAGCCCGCCCCGGACCCCUCCCGGCUGCUCCCGAAGCUCUCGGUGAAGCUGCGGCCGCAGCGCCAGCACAGCUCGGACGCCGCCCCCGCGGUCCCGGAAUCGCCCCCGGAGCUGGACGAGAGCCUGGAGGAGACUCUGGAAGGAACCGAGAGCAGCACCCACUCGGAGCCCACCAGCCCCAAAGCCCCCCGGGAGGGACCGGGGGUUUACGGCCGCUCCCGCGCCGAGAAAUGCGCGGGGCUGCACAUCUCGGGUCCCUUCUCGGUCACCGUCCCGUUCCACAUCACCUCCAACCUGUCCCGCCUCACCCGGGGGCUCCCCUGCCCCGCGCUGGAGCGGGAGGCGACCCCCGGCAGCGCCCCCGAGCCCGCCCGGGACCCCCGGCCCCGCUCCGCAGGGGCAGGGGGGCAGCGGGACUGGGGACACAGGGAUCAGGGCGACACCGGGAUCGGGAGGCCCCGGUACCGAGCGGGAUCGCGGUACCGAGCGCUCCCGGUUUUCCCGACAGGGGACGCGGAGCAGACCCGGCUCUCCCUGGAGCUCCGCGAUUCCUUCGCCUUCCUGGACUGCCCCGACACGUGGCUGGAGGGCGGCGGGGACACCGAGGGGGCGGCGAGGAGCCCCGGGAUCGGGAACGGGACCCCCGGGAUCCGGGACGGGACCUCCGGGAUCCAGGAUGGGACCAGCGGGAUCGAGGAUGAGACCCCCGGGAUGGAAGAUGGGACCCUUGGAAUCGUGGAUGGGACCCCCGGGAUCGAGGAUGGGACCCCCGGGAUCGAGGAAGAGCUCCCGGCCGUGGAGGAGGGGAUGGAGAGCGGGUUCAUGAGCCCAGGUGAGCGCUGGCCGGAGCAGCCGGACAGUUACCUGUCCAUCGAGGAGUGCACGGAGCAGGACAUGUUCUUCCUGGCCCCCGGCGCCUCCGACCCCGACUCCGACCCUGAUGAAAUCUUCCUGAGCGCCCACGACGAGCUCAGCCCGCUGGGGGACAUCCCCGAGGGACCCCUGGGCGAGGGGACAGCCCUGGAGAGCCGAGAGACCCCUGAGAGCCCCGAAAUCCCAGACAUCCCAGAGAUC